AUGACUCCUUCUUUUUCCUUCUUUCAGUCCGGCACAGCUGGGACCCUGGAGGAUCCCCUGCCGGCCCAACCGGACAGACAGGCCGAUCUCCUGGAAUCCUUUGCUGAUGAGAAGCAGCGUGAUCUGUCCAUCCUGCUUCUGGAACUACAGGAGGCCCAGGAAGAGAUCGCCUUCCUAAAGGGGCAGCUUCCCCUCUCGAGCAGCCUGGAAGAUGACGCAGGGCGCUCCCAGGGCAACGACGCCGAGAGGGAGGGAGAAGGGACCGUGGCCAUCCAGAGCGACUCGAGCAGCAGCUCCCUGGUCACUGUGGACAUCCAGGACUCCCCUUCUGUUCUGGGGAUGCUCUUGGGACCGGAGGAGAAUGAAACAUCUCAGGGACCAUCUGCAGACUCCGAGCUGCAGUCGCAGAAAAUAGCCAGGUUGGAGCUGGAAGUCGCUGAACUGCAAAGAAGGCAGCAGGAAGCCACGGAAACCCACCAGAGAGUCUUGGAGGAGAAAACCGCAGAAAUUGGCCAGCUUCAAGAACAGUUGGAGGGCUCAGCCAGGGCCACGCAGGCCCUGGACGCCGAGCAGGACCAGCUCCUGUCCCAGCUGAAGGAACUCUGCUUCCUGGAAGAGCUGAAGGAUCAGCCGGAAGGCAGCCCUGCUGCCCACCCAGAGCUGAAGGAUCAGCUGGAAGGCAGCCCUGCUGCCCACCCAGAGCUGCAGCCUCAGCUGCCCAACUACGAAAGGGGAAUCUCUCACCUGGGCUUGCUGAAGGAGCAGAUUCAGAGCCUGAGGAACGAGGCCCAAUCCAAGGACGUGAAAAUUGUGGCUCUGCAGAAGGACCUGGACGAAGCCCAGCGUCAGCUCUCGGAGCAAGAGAUGGCAGGGAGGAACCUCCUUAGCCAGCUCCAGAAGGAGCAGCAGGACGGCCAAGCCCUGGUUGAACAGGCGCGGGAGGCUUCCGCGAAGGCCGAGGAGCAGUCCCAGGCCCUGGCCUUGAAGGAGCUGGAAGCCGCCAAGCUGGCGACGCUCCUCUCGGAGAACUCCCUGGAGGUGGAGAGGCUCCAGCAGGAAGUGGCGGAACGGGAGCGGAGGAUGGCCGAAGUCAGCGUGGGCAUGUCCGACCGGAUGGUGCAACUCAACGAGGAGAAGUUCGUGCUGGGGAAGGAGCUGAAGAGCGUGAUGGAGCAGCUGAGCGUCCUGCAGCAAGGGAAGGAGACCAGAGGGCAGGCCGUGGAGACGGAGGAGAGAUGGCCGCCGACGGAGGAGUGGCCCACCGACCAAGCCGUGGAAGUUCUAAGGAAGGAGAACGAACUCCUGAGGAAGAAGCUGCAGGCUGCUCUCCUCAGCAGGAAGGAGCUCCUCGCCAGGGUUCGCCAGCUGGAGCAGGAAGGAAAAGGGGAGGAAAAGCUUCCCGCCGAGAGCCAGGAGGGGGUGGCUCAAGAGAAUGAAGGAGGCGGGCCUCCCUCCGUGAGCCAUAGUGGCCAAGGGCAUCCUGUAAGGCGGGGCAGGGCUGCCUCACUGAACCAGCUGCUCUCCGCAAAGGAAGCCGCAUCGCAGGUCAGCCUCGAGGAAGAAGAAUGCACGUGGCUGCGGACUAUGAUUGCCGAGUUGCAGCAGCGUCUGCAGGAGAAGGACCUUCAGAUCAACGCUCUGCAGGCUGAACUCAAAGACCGCCAGUUGUCCCCCGAGAAACAGAGUCCGGUGGAUCAGAAUGUGGAGGGGUCCAGCUCAGCAGAUUCCAGGGAAGGCGGAACAAGCAGCAAAGCUGACCUUGGCCCAGAAGGAGAAAAUAAGACCACCCAAGAAGAGUUUUCGGCACUGGUCCAGGAGAGAGAAGAGCUCCAGAAGAAGCUCCAGGAAGCUCUGGUCUCGCGCAAGGAGACCAUCAAGAAAGCCAAGGAGAAGGAUCGUCAUUAUCGCGAACUGCUAAAGCAGCAGAAGGAGGACUACAACUUGCUACAAGAGCAACUUGAGCAGCAG
Molecule: messenger RNA, 1968 nt
Organism: Notechis scutatus (mainland tiger snake)
Lineage: Eukaryota; Metazoa; Chordata; Lepidosauria; Squamata; Elapidae
Source: RefSeq, a predicted model, not a curated record